Messenger RNA from Truncatella angustata, 1065 nucleotides. RefSeq lists its product as uncharacterized. NCBI's taxonomy places the organism in Eukaryota, Fungi, Ascomycota, Sordariomycetes, Amphisphaeriales, Sporocadaceae. The transcript has 5 exons. The record is from RefSeq and is a predicted model, not a curated record. Bases 1 to 1065 code for a protein of 354 amino acids.
AUGUAUUUUCGAAUAAACUUCCAGGCCAUUGCGUGUUGCCAAAGGAACGCUGGGCUUGAAACCACAAGCGCACAGCAAGCUACUCAGACGGGACCAGCUGCAAGGUACGCCGAACUCGAGUCUGCUUUUGCUGAGGAACAUCGCAGAAGUACCAAAUACCAAGAAGAAGCUCUAGCGGCGAUUGACAAGCUGAGAAGCUACAAGCGCAGAGCUAAUUCCCAAGUUCUACGCAACGAGUUCGUCAAACAGUUCAAGUCACUAGAUGAACAGAUCGACAUUAUAAACCCUGAAUUUAAUGGGUACCUCAAGAGCCAUACAAACAAAGCGUUGUUCAUUAAAGAACACUUUAGGGAAAGUGAUGUAUCAGGUCCAAGUCGAUUUUAUGGGCUUAGGUUGAUUUUUGGUUUUGACAUUCCGCUGACCACCCCCACGGUCGCAGGUCCACAUAUUGCCACCGAUUCGGCAUACCGCUUGAAAGAGUACCACGUAUGGCGCACAAUGACCGGUGAACUUCUCAGAAAUGCUUAUUCUCAGGCUUUGUUUGAUGCGACCGAAUCGACGUCCGCUCUACAUGACGACUUACUCAAUGAGUUCCUUGAAUUCUUCGGCAAACACUCCAACAGCAUUAGUAAUAUCAGCAACCUGAAGGCAGGCUUUGAUCUGACCAUACGCAACGCUGAGGAACUUGCCUCCAUACUUGUUUAUGCGCCAUCUCACAUUGAGCUGGAACAUGUGCACCCAAAAGACUUUCCUUUGGAAUACUUCCGGGAUCUGGACGAAAAAAUGGACAAGGGACAACGGAAAGACUUGGAGAAGUACGACAAGGACUCACUCCGGAAAGAGUACUAUGGUCACAAGCUUGAUGUGUGGGGCAUUCGCUGUGACUACUAUGGUUUCGGUUUCGACAAGACCAUGAUGGAAGAUAUUCAUGGUUCCAAGAAUGGCACCGUCGAACUUGUUGUCUCUCCUAUGAUCUUGGGGUACAAAGAGAAAAUGGGAGAGUGGAUGGAGGCAAAGGUCUUCUACCCCAAGACAACUGGUGCUAGUAAGAACUCACGCCCUUGA